AUGCCGCUGCAGGUUAGCAAUUACAGCUGGCAGCAGACGAGCACUGCGGUCUUCAUCUCUGUGCCCCUCCGAGGCGUCAGCGUCCGAGACGCGGACGUGUUCUGCACGGAAAAUUAUUUGAAGGUGAACUGCCCUCCAUUUUUAUUCGAGGUGUUUCUCUAUGCUCCUAUAGACGAUGAGAGCAGCAAAGCUAAGAUUGGGAAUAACACUGUUGUUUUCACCCUGCACAAAAAAGAAGCAGCCAUGUGGGAGACCCUUUCUCUGUCAGGUGUUGACAAAGAGAUGAUGCAAAGAAUAAGGGAGAAGUCUAUCCUACAAGCACAGGAAAGAGCAAAAGAAGCUAUGGAAGCAAAAGCUGUGGCAAGGAGGGAAGAUCAAAAAUAUACACUAAAUGUCAUGAUGAAGAUUGAAGAAGAAGAGAGGAAAAGAAUAGAAGAUAUGAAAGAAAAUGAACGGAUAAAAGCAACUAAAGAAUUGGAAGCCUGGAAAGAAUGUCAAAGAAAAGCUGAAGAACUUAAAAUAAUUCAGAGAGAAGAAAAAUUAUAUCAUCAAGAAAAGCAAAUGGAAGAAGAGAGAAAAAAAUUAAAACAUAAAUGUCUUACUGGGAAUUCAGCAUCUAAAAAUUUUGCCACAAAAGGGAGAAAUUCAGGAAAUAUAUUUUUUGAGAAGGUAAAGGAAGACAGUAUUCCUGCUCCUCGUUCUGUUGGCAGUAUUAAAAUCAGCUUUACUCCUCGAGUAUUCCCGACAGCUCUCCGGGAAUCACAAGUAGCAGAAGAGGAGGAGUGGCUACAUAAACAAGCAGAGGCACGAAGAGCAAUGAAUACUGAUAUUCCUGAACUUUGUGAUUUAAAAGAAGAGGAAAAGAACCCAGAAUGGUUGAAGGACAAAGGAAACAGAUUGUUUGCAACAGAAAACUAUUUGGCAGCUAUUAAUGCAUACAACUUAGCCAUAAGACUAAAUAAUAAGAUUCCACUACUGUAUUUGAAUCGGGCUGCUUGCCACCUAAAACUGAAAAAUUUACACAAGGCCAUCGAAGAUUCUUCUAAGGCCCUAGAAAUAUUGACACCUCCUGUUGCAGACAAUGCUAAUGCAAGAAUGAAGGCACACAUACGUCGUGGAACAGCAUUCUGUCAACUGGAAUUGUAUGUAGAAGGCCUACAGGAUUAUGAAGCUGCUCUUAAGAUUGAUCCAUCCAACAAAAUCGUACAAAAUGAUGCUGAGAAGAUUCGGAAUAUAAUUCAAGGAACAGAACUAGAAUCUAAAUGA
This is a messenger RNA of Budorcas taxicolor (takin), 1266 nucleotides long. RefSeq names its product dynein axonemal assembly factor 4 (gene DNAAF4). The transcript is spliced from 9 exons. Gene Ontology annotation, molecular function: nuclear estrogen receptor binding. The record is from RefSeq and is a predicted model, not a curated record. Lineage: Eukaryota; Metazoa; Chordata; Mammalia; Artiodactyla; Bovidae. Bases 1 to 1266 code for a protein of 421 amino acids. Gene Ontology annotation, biological process: heart development; inner dynein arm assembly; outer dynein arm assembly.